Messenger RNA from Anthostomella pinea, 1434 nucleotides. NCBI's taxonomy places the organism in Eukaryota, Fungi, Ascomycota, Sordariomycetes, Xylariales, Xylariaceae. The record is from the annotation of a GenBank genome assembly.
AUGUCGCUCGACCCUCCCCCGUAUCUCGGUUCGCUCCGCAACAACAUCCGCCAGCGACCGAUACCCUGGGAUGGCGCAGUUAGAGCAGGCACCAUUACCGAAGCCCAGCUGGCCAAGAUCAGGGCUGUUGACAAGGUCCGGCAAGAGCAGAGAAAGCAGACGGUCGAGCGCGACCUGGACGGAUACCGUGUGCUGUUCGUCGGAGAGCCUGGCACUCCUGGCGUCCUAGAGUCGGCAAGCAGGCGCUCCGAUGUCGUGCAGUACAUUCUGGUCCUGCUGAGCGACUUGCUCGAAGGCGCUCCCGCUCUCGCAAAGGCACUCUUCAAGGAUUCAGACCCGUACCGACAUUUCCUACCACUACUUGCGCACACAAACAAUCCCGAAGACCCUAUCCCAUUACUUACCUCCACCGUACUUGCUACGCUUAUGGCGAGCUCACAGGACGAGUCCCAGUCGACUGAACAUGCCCUCCCCCUAAUCCUGAGUUACCUCUGUGGCAUGACCAAGAAUUCCAACGAUGCUGGCCUGCAGGACAUUGCCGUCAUGGAGUACUCGUCUCUACUAUACGGUCGAUCUAACAGACAACUCUUCUGGCAGCAGAGAAGCGAGACAGUUGCACCUCUGAUCGACAUCCUGAGAAAGGCUGCUGGCAUUGGUGGAGAUUCAUCCGCCAGUUUGUACAGUGGAAACAACACGGUAAAAAGUGCUGGCUUCGAAGGACUUGGUGGCGGCGUGGGGCUACAGCUCCUAUACCAUGUCCUGCUGGUAUUGUGGCAGCUUAGCUUCGAAGCUGAGGACAUUGGCGACGACAUGAACGACGAGUACGAUAUCAUCCUCCUAUACACUCAGCUGUUACGGCUUUCGCCAAAGGAGAAGACCACGCGGCUGUUGUUGUCGACACUGUACAACCUGCUCGAGGCAAACCCGUCCACAUUGCUACCGGCAGCGGUCCUGGCCCGGCUUCCAUCGCUUCUCCAGAAUGUCAGUGGCCGCCACUUGACAGAUCCCGACUUGCUGGAAGACUUGGACAGGCUGAAGGAGAUGCUGGAAGAGUACACCAAGACCAAGACGACAUUCGACGAAUAUGUUGCCGAGGUCCAAUCGGGACACCUGAGAUGGUCCCCGCCGCAUCGGCAUCAGACGUUCUGGGCCGAGAACGCGCGCAAGAUCUUCGAGUUUGAGAACGGAGAAAUCCCGCGAAAGAUGGCGGAUAUCAUGAAGAAGCCCUGGGAGAACGACAAGGCGGUCCUGGCAAUCGCCUGCAACGAUGUUGGCUGUCUCGUCAAAGAGGUGCCGGAGAAGAGAUACCAGCUGGAGAAGCUUGGUCUGAAGACGCGCAUCAUGGAACUCAUGCAAGAUGCGGAUGAGAGCGUGCGAUGGGAAAGCUUGAAAGCUCUUGGUGGAUGGCUGAAGUACAGCUUCGAGAACAACUAA